Henningerozyma blattae CBS 6284 is the source of this 3018-nucleotide messenger RNA. RefSeq lists its product as uncharacterized. The record is from RefSeq and is a predicted model, not a curated record. Lineage: Eukaryota; Fungi; Ascomycota; Saccharomycetes; Saccharomycetales; Saccharomycetaceae. The transcript has a single exon. Gene Ontology annotation, cellular component: trans-Golgi network; early endosome; recycling endosome. Gene Ontology annotation, biological process: receptor recycling; endosome organization; retrograde transport, endosome to Golgi. The coding region runs from base 1 to 3018 and encodes 1005 amino acids. Gene Ontology annotation, molecular function: protein binding.
AUGGCUACCAAUGUUUUUGCUAAUAGCCAGGAUGGUGAUAAAAAUGCACCAACAAAAACUUUCCCCCUAUACAUGGCAGUAGCUGAAUAUCAAAAGAGAAUGGAUGAUGAAUUAAAUAUGAUGCCAGGGGAUAAAAUCCAGGUCCUAAAUGAUGACUCCCUUUACAACGAUGGUUGGUAUUUAGGGAUAAAUCUGACAACCAACGAGAAGGGAUUAUAUCCUUUAAAUUUUACUCAAGCCAUUCAAUUGCCAGAUUCAAUAAUGGACCCUAAUAAUAAUAUUACAAGGAAGUCCUCCAAGCGUGAAAGUGCCAUAUAUCAAUCAUCUUCAAACGUUGAGUCACUGUCUCCACCACAAACGUCUUAUGCAAACGCACCCCAUUUGGAUAAUACAAUGGAUGAUAUCGAUAACGCGUUAAAGGAAUUAAAUUUGGGAUUAGCUGAUAAUAAUUCGGGUAUUGAUAAUAAUUCUUUUGUGAUACCAAACUUAACUAGAAACUCUUCAAAAACAGAAAGUUUAGAUUUCAUUUAUAAUAAUAACACAAAUUCAUAUUCAAAUUCCAAUGCUUAUAGUAAUAGUAAUAAUAAUAAUAACAGUAAUAGCAAUAAUGCAACAAAGACUUUUGAUAUUAAUGAUAUAAGAAAUUGGUCACCACAAAAAAUCUAUGAUUUUUUGAUCUAUAAAAAAUUUGAUAAAUCAACUGCCAUGCAUUUUCUGGACCAUAAAAUCAAUGGUGAAAUUUUCAUAGAAUUAACUUUAUCACAUUUAAAAGAAUUAGAUAUUGAUUCUUUUGGAGUUAGAUAUCAACUACACAAGGAAAUUCAAAAUAUUAAUAACAAAUUGAAUAAAACUUUUAAUUAUGCUGAUAAUAAUAACCCUUCAUCUUUGCAAUCACCUAUAAUGGUAAAUACUAAUUCAAAUACUAAUUCAAAUUCAAAUUCAAAUUCAAAUUCAAAUUCAAAUCUUAAUAUACAAAAACGUUUGAAUAGACCAAACUCGGUCUACAUGGAUGAUAACAACAAUAAUAACAAUCCAUUGUUUGAAUCUCCAAGAAAGGCUCCAAAACCUCCCAAUUUUCCUUCCCCUAUUCCUAAUAAUUCAUCUCUAAAUCGGUUGGUAUUAGAUAAUGAUACUUACAUGAAUCAUCAAAGCCCUCAAAAUUAUAGAAAUUCAAAUUCAAAUUCUCCUGUCUAUUCUCAUAAUAAAUCAGCCUCUCUAAAUAACAAUAAUUUUAAUAAUUAUAACUCCUCAAACGCAAAUUUUAACGCUUAUAAUCCAGCUUCGCCAUCCUCUUCAACAACUAAUUCAAUCUAUAAUAAUAGCAAUCAUAGCAAUAAUCAAUCUCAGAAUUUCACCAAUCUACGUUCUCCUUCUAAUAUCCGUUCGAAUAAUUUCAAUCGUCAAUCAACAGUUUCAAAUUCAUCUAAUAAUUAUCGCACUCAAAGUAAUAAUAAUUUAUCUUCUACUUCACCACCUAAUCAUUUAAGUCCCACUGUUACUAAUCAAAAUCAAAAUCAAAAUGUUAAUUCAAAUUUCCAUUCACGUACUUCCAGUUAUAACAAUAAUAGCGCAACUAACAUUAAUAGUAAUAAUAAUAUGAUUAAUAACUCCCGUUCUACUUCUUAUCCUACGCGGAACUCUAGUAUUAAUAAUAAACGUAAUCCAAUAGUUACUACACAAGUUACAACGAUCACAACUAAUGCUCCAGUCAAUAACAAUAUUAAUAACAAUAAUAGCCAAUUCGAUUCAAAUAGUAAUAUCAGGCCAAGCAAGAGAGCUCAUGGUCAUAGAAAAACAAAUUCUGUUAUUAUUCAAAAUGAAAACUCCCCAGCUAAUUCGGCCGAUGUCUUAAGGUCUAAGAGUACUUCAAAGACAAAUCCAAGCAAUAGACUAUCAAGACUGUUUUCAUUUACUAACCCAUUAACAUCACCCAAGAAAAAUGGAGAUGACCUUUCGCCUUCUAAGACACUAACUUCUACGGAUACCCAUACCACAAACGGGACAGCUGCAAAAAAUAGCCAUACUUCACAUGGGCAUUCUCAUUCAACGAGUACUUCGAGAAAUGUUAGCACUUCUAAUAAAAGUUCCAGAACUCCAAGCUCUUCUAAUAUUAAUAUGGAUAAAAAACUUAAACCGCUCCCCGUAAGGCCAUCUAAAAAAAUGGCUAAAUUACCCAUAGAUGGUGUUAGAAGUGUAUUUCUAGAUGAAGCCAUUUCAACAGCAGAUUGUCACGGUUGGAUGAGUAUGAAACGUGGUGAAAAUGGUUCUUGGUUUACUGCUUAUUUUCUUUUCCAAGGUAAUAGACUAUCUUAUUAUAAACCAAGUGAGGAUGAAAACAAAGAAAAAAAUGUCAUUGAUAUUACUAAUCAUAGAGUAGAGAGAAUUAGUAGCAAUUCGAAAUUCAUGUCCCUCUAUACGUCUGCAACAGGUAGAGGUUCCUAUUGCUUCAAAUUAUACAUAAAUAACAACGUUAAUUACUUUGCAGUGGACACAAAGGAAGAUUUAAAUGAAUGGCUAAGAGUUUUAUUGAAAUCGAGUAUUUCAUUGGACCAUAGUGCACCUGUUAUGAGCACAUAUUCAACUACUGUUCUUUCGCUAGAAACCGCUAGAGAAAUGCUAGAAGUGGCGAGGAAAGAGUCAAUGCAGCAUGUGAACCAAACGAACUAUAAUCCAAACCCAGCACCAGUUUCUACAAAUAAUGCACCUGCCCAACUUCAACAGUCCGCUCCAUUACCUACUAACCGUCAAUGGGAGGACGAUCCAAACAUUAAUUUAAAUAAUUCUAACCGUAUUACUGAAAGCCAAAGACAAAGUAAUGAUAUUUACACAAAUGAGUUUACUGAUUAUCAGGAUCAAAGCAAUAACAACAAUGAUCAAAAUAUGCUAAAUGACGUUUAUAGUAACAAUUAUAACAAGUAUAACAAUGUGGUUAAACCAGUUCCUCAUAUAAAUGAUAAUAGUAGCAAUGGGAGAAAUGCUAGUAUUAGUUCUUCAACUUACACAAAUUCUUUUAUAUAA